Rana temporaria (common frog) is the source of this 1485-nucleotide messenger RNA. It is a transcript of the gene CNRIP1, whose product is annotated as cannabinoid receptor interacting protein 1. NCBI's taxonomy places the organism in Eukaryota, Metazoa, Chordata, Amphibia, Anura, Ranidae. The record is from RefSeq and is a predicted model, not a curated record. Gene Ontology annotation, molecular function: type 1 cannabinoid receptor binding. The coding region runs from base 111 to 599 and encodes 162 amino acids. Gene Ontology annotation, cellular component: plasma membrane. Gene Ontology annotation, biological process: negative regulation of signaling receptor activity. The transcript is spliced from 3 exons.
GCCCGGCCGCCGUCCUUCCUCCUCCAUCCCUGUGUACGGGUCCCAUAGGGAGCGCCGAUCCCUCCUCCUCCUCCUCCUUCCCCCGCCCAGCUGUCAGUGUCAGGACAGACAUGGGGGAGAUCCCGAACCUGGUGAAGAUCGCGGUCUCCCUGAAGAUCCAGCCCAAUGACGGCCCGGUGUAUUUUAAGGUGGACGGACAGAGGUUCGGCCAGAACCGGACCAUCAAAUUACUGACCGGGGCCAAGUACAGGAUCGAGGUGGUGCUGAAGCCCGGAGCGCUGAAAGCAACGAAUAUAAACUUAGGUGGAACCAUCAUUCCGCUGGAGGAGAAAUCCAGAGACCCGCAGGUUGUCUGUUACACAGCUUUCUAUGACACGGAGGGAGUGACCCACACCAAGAGUGGGGAGAGGCAGCCCCUGCAAGUCAUCAUCCAGUUUGAAGACAUUGGGAGUUUUGAGACGGUUUGGCAAGUAAAAUUCUACAACUACCAUAAAAGAGAUCAUUGCCAGUGGGGCAACAGCUUCAGCAGCAUUGAAUAUGAGUGCAAACCCAAUGAGACCCGAAGCCUGAUGUGGAUCAAUAAAGAGAUGUUCCAUUGAAGCCAACUAAGCUGGACAUUUUUUUUUUAAUGAGCUAAUCAACCCGACCAGCACAAUGAGCCAAUUAAAGCCACAUAAUAGUGUAUAUAACAUAUCAGGAGCUAAGAGGAAUCCCAAUGGAUUAGUGUUUACUUUAAAGUGGAGUCUCUUGCACAGAGUGGAGGCGGUUAUGUUGCUGGGAGCCAAUAGUGAGGACAGUUCAGUUCAUCAACCCACCAGUGACAUCACUGGUAAGUUGGGGUUUCCUACAGUGUUCAGUAUUAGUUCCUAGUGAAUUUAAAAUGGCCAACUCCACUCUGUAUUGGCAAUCUGUACACUUUAAAUGACUGAAUAUUCUUUACGAAAAUAUGUUUAUCAUAUGUUAUGUUUACAUCAGUGUAGUAGAAUAUGUAUUAUUUUUGUAAAAUAUUGUGCGUUUAUUGUAAUUGCUGCAUAGAUUUAGAACAUUCAAGGGUGAUUUGUUAAUGGACUGCCAAAUUAGUGAACUUGUUGUCUUUUUGGCUCUUUCAGAUGGCUGGUGAACCAUAUCAGAGAAGUGCAGUUGACAAAUGUAGUAUUUUUAUUAGUAUUAGUCCAUGUUUGACUGGCUAUUUUCACCUCCAACAUGAACAAAGUUGUCAUUGAAGGACACUUAAAUAGGCAUCACCAUUUAUUGGGAAGCGUCCAUGUGUAUGUGCAAUUUCAUCAUCGGUGAAUAAGCCCUUAAAAAGCUAAUCCAGUUGAAAAGAAUAUCUGUUUUUUGUAAAUAUCCCUUAGCCUCAUUAAGUGCUUAAAGUGAAUACAAGAUAACUGAUUGGUAGCCAUUAGAAAAACACCCUUUUAGUAUUUUACCUAUUUUAAUUUUAGGUACCAGAAAAAGUCUCAGAAAUGAAAAUAUCUUAAAGAA